CUCAAAGAUGAAGAGGAGGCAGCAUGCUGUGAGGAGCACAAGAAGAACAAGACUAAAUACAUACCCCUCAUCAGAGCCAAGGUUCCUUCUGACCCCACCAUAAUCCCUGCGCAGUAUGCAACAAGGAGGUUGAAAGCUGGAGAGUAUUGCAAGCUCCACUACUUCACCAAUAGAGGACUGAAUGAUGCCAAAAUCUCAGCACUAAUCACUGAGCCAGAUGUGCUAGUAAUGAUGCUAUCUAAUGAUGGAGUCCACUCCUGGGUACUAGCAGCAGCAGUCAAAGAUCCCAGAGCAGCCCUGGUAGUCAAGGAUAAACAACUCACAUGGGAGGAGUUCAAUGAGGCAGCACCAAGAAUGAUCAUGUCAAUG
Suillus subaureus is the source of this 369-nucleotide messenger RNA. RefSeq lists its product as uncharacterized. The annotation marks the transcript as partial. The record is from RefSeq and is a predicted model, not a curated record. Lineage: Eukaryota; Fungi; Basidiomycota; Agaricomycetes; Boletales; Suillaceae. The transcript has a single exon.